Messenger RNA from Danio aesculapii, 1803 nucleotides. RefSeq lists its product as uncharacterized. The record is from RefSeq and is a predicted model, not a curated record. Lineage: Eukaryota; Metazoa; Chordata; Actinopteri; Cypriniformes; Danionidae. Bases 83 to 1537 code for a protein of 484 amino acids. The transcript is spliced from 3 exons.
UCAGCGUCUAUGCGAGUUUCCGUUGUGCGUCUGAUUGUAAAUUAGUUAAAGUGUUAAUAAAAAGGCUAUAUAAUAAAUAGUUAUGAAUUCAAGAAGCUUUAAAUACCUGCGUCGUGAAUGUGCAUCUUCUCGGUAUUGCUGUGUCCCGUUUUGUAAAAUGUCCUCAAGGUUUAAUUCUGUGAUCAGUUUCCAUAGGUUACCUUUGGACAGAGUAACACGCAAGAUGUGGCUUCUUAAUAUUCGGCGAAAGACUUUUGAAGUCAGCCUCAAUUCAAGAGUUUGUGGCCGACACUUCACAAAUGAUGAUUUUAUUGAGCCAUCGUCUCCUACAGCACGCAGACUGCUAAAGAAGGGUGCUGUGCCCACGUUGUUCCGGUGGAACAACUAUUCCACAUCAGGCCAAAAGCGCUUUGGACUAUGGAAAAAGAAAGGUUCCUCCACUGAUCAGGAAAAAGAACUUGUGCCUAUGGACUUCCAGCAUGAGGACCAUAAUUACUAUUGCACAUCUCUGGUCCAAAAUGAUAAGGUUGUGGAUCCGACUGAUGAUCUCCGAAAUGAAGUGGAGGUUCUGAAGAGAAAGAUUGCGGAGUUUUCCGGCCACCAGAGAUUUUGUUUGGGGCGAUUUGCUGCAUCUGAUGAAGACAUAAGAUUUUACACAAGAUUUGCAACGUACAACCACUUGAUGGCGUUCUGGAGAAUCAUUCAGCCUGCCUCCCACAACAUGCUUCGUGUAACCAGAGCAAGGGCAGAUGCAACAAAGUGUGAUGUUCAAGUAUCAAACAAUGCAUCUUUUCAGUCCUUGCUGCCCAUAGAUGAGUUUUUCCUCUUCAUGGUCCAUCUCUCAGUUGGACUGACAAAGAGGGAUCUGGCCCACAGAUUCAAUGUCCAUUGGACCACCGUGAGUCAAAUCAUUUCAUCCUGGGCCAAUUUUCUGUACACAAUUCUCGGAUCAGUGCACAUUUGGAUGUCCAAGGAGGCAGUCAAGGCUCAAAUGCCAAAGGAAUUCCAAGACUACCCAGACACACAAGUGAUAAUUGACUGUAUAGAGCUUUGUUGCCGAAUACAAUCAUCUGACCUGUUCCCAGAUGAAGGGUAUGAUUGCACCUUCAAGGGGUUAAUUGGCAUGGCACCACAUGGUGCAGUCACUUUUGUGUCAUCUUUGUAUGCAGGGUCGGUCAGUGACAAUGAGGUUCUUAAGAAGUCUGGGAUUGUGUUGUACCUGAAACCUGAAAUGGCCAUCAUGGUUAACAAGGAUUUUCUUGUAGAUGACUGUGUACCAUGCAGAGUUUACAGACCAGCUCACCCAUUAACGAGAGAACAGAUGGAGGCUGAUGAGGAUGUGGGAAAGAUGGGGGGCACUCAAUCCAUUACUCAACUGAGGGUCCACAUUGAGCAUCUCAUCUGCAGGGUGAAGCAGCACAAGCUUCUUGAUACUGUCAUGCCUUUUUCCAGCACAAGGACCAUCAACCGGCUAUACAUAGUUGCUUGCCUUUUUAUAAACUACCAGGAUGGCCCUUUGUUAAAAAGAUGGACAUGAUUAAAGGAACAAUCACUGUUUUUUUACAAUCAAAAAUAUCCUCAGUGUGAAGAUAAAAUAAAAAUACAUUUUGUAUAAUUUUUUUGUAGAGAUGGAAAUUUGUGCUUUGAUAGCAUUUCUGUUAAUGGGAUAGUUCAUGCAAAAAUGAAAAUAUUGUGAUUUUAAAUUUUAUGAGCAGCUUUCUUCUGUUGGACUCAAAAUAAGAUAUUUUGAAGAAUGCUGGUUACUGGGACUCAUCGACUUUCGUAGUAGGAAAAAAUAAACUA